This is a messenger RNA of Komagataella phaffii GS115, 1149 nucleotides long. Its product is annotated as Subunit of COMPASS (Set1C), a complex which methylates histone H3 on lysine 4 and is required in tel. The record is from RefSeq and is a predicted model, not a curated record. NCBI's taxonomy places the organism in Eukaryota, Fungi, Ascomycota, Pichiomycetes, Pichiales, Pichiaceae. The transcript has a single exon. Gene Ontology annotation, cellular component: Set1C/COMPASS complex. Bases 1 to 1149 code for a protein of 382 amino acids. Gene Ontology annotation, biological process: positive regulation of DNA-templated transcription.
AUGACGGAAGAACUCUCCAAGGAAGAGCUGAAGAGGCUGCAGAAGAAGUUCCAGGAGUUCGAAAAGGCCCCAAAAUACAACCUCAACUCAGAGGAGGUGUUCUGUAUUUGUAGAAAACCGGAUGAUGAGGGUCAACUCAUGGUGGCAUGUGAUGGAUGCGACGAAUGGUUCCAUUUCCGAUGCAUGAAACUGGACCCAAAGUAUGAGAAACUGGUGGCAAACUUCUAUUGUGUGUUUUGCGAUCGUUUGUUUAACAAGGGCAAGACUUUGUGGAAGAGAAAGUGCAAAUUGGAGGGAUGCUUCAAUCCAAUUGAGUUGAGUGAGGAGAAGAAAAGUAAGUAUUGUAGUGAGGAACACGGUUUAAUGUACAUGAAACAAGCAUUGCUGGACAAGGUUUUGAAGCAAGAAGAUUUGAAUGGUCAGCGGUUACUGAAAUUGAAAGAGGUCUCCUCAAUUCUUCGUGAGGUUGAUGACUGCAAGGCGCUGGCAAAACUGGGCGAAGAACUUCCUAUCUACUCCGAUUUCUAUCCAGAUGCUAAAUUGAGCCCACAUCUGACUGAAAAAGUAGCUGCUUGGGAUAAGCAGAUACAACAAGUGACGACUGAGUUAGAACGUUUGGAUAGCAGGCUUCGUCUUGUCCUAGCUUUAAAGGAGUUUUUGAAACUACUGAAUGAAAACAUCAACAUAAUUACAAUUCCUGAUUAUAUACCAGGUCCAAGGACAAAGUCAAGCAAGUCGAAGUCAAAAAAUUCCAAAAAGUCUGAUAUUUGUGGAUUCAACAGAGUAAUUCUGGAUCUUGACAGAGCUACAGACAUGGAUCAAUUUAAAGCAAAGAUAUCACCAUAUUUGGGCAAGAAUGCUAUAGACCCAGAGGAUUUUAAAAAGUUGUACCGAGAAAUAUAUCCAGAUGAUGAUGACAUGGUGGACUCUGUUGGUCCGGAAAACUGGCUGGCAAGGUUUUGCUUGAAGGAUAAGAGGAAAUGCAAUAAACACCAUAGUUGGCUCAAUAUCCUAGCUGAUGACUACUACCUACAAACACAGCUAUUAGAGGAAAAAAAGAAGAGGUUGCAAGAUGAGAGGCAAACAUUAAUGACAGACUAUAAUAUUGAACGGUGGAGCAAUCUUGAAGCAAAAGUUGCGUCAAAUUAA